Messenger RNA from Myripristis murdjan (pinecone soldierfish), 1583 nucleotides. Its product is annotated as tripartite motif-containing protein 16-like. The record is from RefSeq and is a predicted model, not a curated record. The coding region runs from base 1 to 999 and encodes 332 amino acids. NCBI's taxonomy places the organism in Eukaryota, Metazoa, Chordata, Actinopteri, Holocentriformes, Holocentridae. The transcript is spliced from 2 exons. Gene Ontology annotation, molecular function: protein binding.
AUGAGGGUGGAGGCCAUCAGUCGCUCUGCUGAUAAAGCAGUGGAGGACAGUGAGGAGAUCUUCACUCAGCUGAUCCGUCUGCUUGAGAAAAGAAGGUCUGAUGUGAAGCAGCAGAUCAGAUCCCAGCAGGAAGAGGAAGUGAGUCGGGCUGAAGAAGUUCAGGAGAAGCUGAAGCAGGAGAUCGCUGAGCUGAGGAGGAAAGACGCUGAGCUGGAGCAGCUCUCACACACACAGGAUCACAUCCAUUUCCUACAGAAUUACCCCUCGCUCUCAUGUCUCAGUGAAUCUACACACUCACCCAGCGCCAACAUCCGUCCUCCGAGCUGCUUUGAGGAUGUGACUGCAGCUGUGUCAGAGCUGAGAGACAAACUACAGGAGCUUCUUAGUGAGGAAUGGUCCAAGACCUCACUGACAGGGACUGGAGUUCUCCUGCCACAACCAGAGCCCACGACCAGAGCUGAGUUCUUACGAUAUUCAUGUCACAUCACACUGGAUCCAAACACAGCAAACCCAUGGCUGUCAUUAUCUGAGGGGAACAGAAAAGUGACAUUUAUGACAUAUGUACAGUCAUAUCCCAGACACCCAGACAGAUUUACUGGAUGGAAGCAGGUCCUGAGCAGAGAGAGUCUGACUGGACGUUGUUACUGGGAGGUGAAGUGGAAGGGGAGAGUGGGUAUAGCAGUCUCAUAUCAGGAUAUCAUCAGAACAGGAGUCAGGUUUGAUUGUGGAUUUGGAAACAAUGACAAAUCUUGGACAUUAAUUUGUGACAAAAUGAACUGUGCCUUCAGACACAACUAUAUCACAACUGAAAUCCGGCUCCCUGAGUCCUCCAGAGUGGGAGUGUACCUGGAUCACAGAGCAGGUGUUCUGUCCUUCUACAGCGUCUCUGAAACCGUGACUCUCCUCCACAGAGUCCAGACCAGGUUCACUCAGCCUCUCCAUGCUGGACUGUGGCUUUAUGAUGACACAACCACUGCUGAGUUUUGUGAGCUCAAGUAGACAGGAGGGAUUAAAGCAGUUCUGUUGUCUAUUUCUAUAACAUCUGUGUUGCUAAGCUAUGUAAACAUGGAUUCAAAGAUUAAAUGAAAAUAUGCAUGUGUAUCUAAGACUGUAUUGUAAGAUUGUAUAAGACUGUAUGUUUCAUGGGAACUUGUGUGAUCUGAAGGCCUGGAAUGUAUUUUCUAUGUGAAAUGAAACCAUUCAUCAGUUUGAGCACCAACACAACAUCGUGUCCUGUCACAGCAACACACUGGAUUUCAAACUGGCCCUUAGAUUUCAGUAAAUCCCCCAAAAUUCUGCUUUCAUAACAGAAGCAAAAUGGGAAUGGUGUCCACAAUCCUAAGAAGAAAAGGCAGUUCAGUUCUGAGCUCAAAGUGUCCAUCAAAGCUGCUUUCAUUUCAUCCCAGACACAGUAAAAUGUCAUAAAUGACUUUUGGAUGCAGGUUUUUCUCCCUCCUGUCACUUUGUCUUUUCUGCUGUUCAUGGAGGGCGUUACAGCACUUCUUUGUGUUUUAGCAGCUAAACACGUCAAGACAUACUGUCAGGCACAUUUCCCUGGUCCUUUUGUUUUAGAUCAUUUAUGA